AUGAGCGCAGAAGUCGUACAGUAUCCUCUUGAACCUCGUGUGUCCCGCUCACGGCUCGCCGACGAAGUCUCGGCCGCCAAGAAACGCAGUGGCGCAAAUGUGCGUGUGCCGUCGGAGCGUAUUGCAUUGGUCCUUGACAUGGACGAGUGCCUAGUUCAUAGUAAAUUUCAAAAUGAGGUCGAGUAUCGGCAAAGUGAGUACCGUCCUGAACAAUUAGAAGAGUACAUGGAUUCAUUUGAAAUUAUCAUGGAAGACGGAGAACGCGCGGUCAUCCACAAGCGACCUGGUCUUGAUCGAUUUCUCGAGGAGGCUGCCAAGCAUUACGAUGUCUACGUGUUCACGGCUGGCCUUGAAGCAUACGGCAAGCCUAUUCUGGACGUCCUCGAUCCCAAGGGCAAUCUCUUCGCUGGUCGCUUUUUCCGCGAGUCGUGCCAACAGCGCAAAGGCAUGUUUCUCAAGGACCUUAGUGUAGUGCGCGGUGGAGACUUAUCGCGUGUUAUCCUUGUGGAUAACAACCCCGUGUCGUUCCUCAUGCAGCCUAGCAACGGCAUUCCCGUACCGAGCUUUUAUGAUGAUGCCAAUGACCGGACAUUGGAGUCACUGAGUAAGGUGCUAGCAAGUCUGCAAGAUGUAGAGGAUGUGCGUCCGCGGUUGCACCAGCUCUUUCGCUUGGCAGAUUUGUUGGCCGAUCAUCAGCGUGUGAUUCUUGGAUAA
Molecule: messenger RNA, 714 nt
Organism: Peronospora belbahrii
Lineage: Eukaryota; Oomycota; Peronosporomycetes; Peronosporales; Peronosporaceae
Source: the annotation of a GenBank genome assembly